AUGUCGGCUCCAGCGGACUCCACCAUGAGCGGUGGUAACGCUGCGCCAGUUGAAACUUCGCGGCUCGAACAGCCUAACGAUGCUGUAGCCAUGGAAAACAUUACCAAGCCCUCCGAGCAGAAGCCUGCCGAUCACGAGCGCGAGUCUGCCGAUGAGACGAGCGCAGCUGAGCCAACACCCCCGACCAACGUGCCAGCACCAUCCGAGACCACCGAUCAACCAACUACCGCAGCACCAGCUUCACCAAAGGGCAAGGAAAAGGAGACGGCACCUCCACCCCCGACCAAGCAAGACUCGAACCUGGGUAUAGGACCUGCCGUAGAUGAUAUUCGCGAGAUCUCAGGGGGCUCUUCAGAUGGACCCGUCUGUACUAUUACACUUCUCCUUACUUCAGGAAGCCGACAUCCGUACAAGAUUGACGCCAAAUACUUGAGCCGGAGGAACGUGGACAUUCCAGAUCAGACAGAGGGCGGCCUUCCGGACCCGUUUAGUAUCAGCAUUUACACCCUCAAGGAAUUAAUAUUGAGAGAAUGGAGGAGUGAUUGGGAAGCCAAGCCCAACAGUCCUAGCAGCAUCAGACUGAUUCAUUUUGGAAAACUAUUAGACGAUAAGGAACAGUUGAAGAAAUACCAGCUUUCAACUGAGAGCCCCAACGUGGUGCACAUGAGCAUUCGGCCGCAAGACCUUGAUGAGGAGGAGCCUAAGAGUGGAAGCAAGAAUCUUUCAUCAGGUAGUGGCGACGGCCAACGUUCCCGAGGUGGAGGCUGCUGCGUCGUCUUGUAA
Fusarium pseudograminearum CS3096 is the source of this 783-nucleotide messenger RNA. RefSeq lists its product as uncharacterized. NCBI's taxonomy places the organism in Eukaryota, Fungi, Ascomycota, Sordariomycetes, Hypocreales, Nectriaceae. The coding region runs from base 1 to 783 and encodes 260 amino acids. The record is from RefSeq and is a predicted model, not a curated record. The transcript is spliced from 2 exons.